Messenger RNA from Pezoporus flaviventris, 2163 nucleotides. RefSeq names its product interleukin 22 receptor subunit alpha 2 (gene IL22RA2). Lineage: Eukaryota; Metazoa; Chordata; Aves; Psittaciformes; Psittacidae. The coding region runs from base 1035 to 1802 and encodes 255 amino acids. The record is from RefSeq and is a predicted model, not a curated record. The transcript has 6 exons. Gene Ontology annotation, molecular function: interleukin-22 receptor activity; protein binding.
UGAGGGGCAAGGCUAGGCAGGACUGGCAGCAGCCUCCCAGCUGCCACCAGAGGCACCAUGCUCUUCACCAGCAACCGCCUUGGCUGAGCUUUCCAUGCAUUCCAAGAGCACAAAACCUGGCUCCCACCAGGCAGGUGCACAUGUGGCAUUAAAGCAUUUACAAACACAAAGCAAUACUGCUUUCAUCAGGGAGCCCUGGCAUCCCCAGCUCUGGGACCAGGCUCACAGGGGUGCACCUAUUUGAAUGGCAGGAUUUGGAGGACAGCUGUGCUGAACGUCAAUAUCUGUGCAGGCAAUGUUGUUGUGCACUUGCACCAGUCAGGCAUAGGACUCCUGGCAGUCUGACAGUCCAGCAGAGUGGCACUUGGAACUGAUGGGCUGGGCUUGCCUCCCUGUUCUGUGCCACCCUCCCAGCACCUCUCCAGCAGCCAGCAUGAUGUGAACAUGCUGUCCAGCAGUACAGCUGGCAGAGACUUCAUGGCCCUUCAUUCCUCCAGUGAUGUAUUCCUAGACAACAUCCUUCCGCAAAUGCACCUGCAAACUCUGUUUGUCUGCGUAUCCCCCUAAGACAGGCCAACUAAUCAGGUGACAUCCCAUGGGUAGGUCUUUCACAUGGUUACCGCAAAAUUUCCUGUCUUCUUCAGCUCAGAGUGACCAGUGAGCUGAAACAUAAAUUUGAUAGAUGAUAGAUAGAUAGAUAGAUAGAUAAAAAAAGAACUCAUAAAUAAAUGAAUAACUAUCUUAGCAUGGCAAGCAAGCAAUCUUGUGUGACAAAUUUACAGGAUAAAGUAAUAUUGCCAGACAUCGUUUGGGAAUUAGUGUCUAAAAAUGAAAAAGACCUUUUCCAUGCUGGUUUUCUUCAUAAUUAGUUCCAAACUUCAGAGUGACCACAGCUGCCAAGCAAGACCAAUUGCAGAUGCUUAAUUUAGAGUAACUCAUAUGUUUCUCAGCUAAAUUAAAAGAAAGCAAACCAGGCAUUUUGGGAACUGCUGAAAGGGGAACUGGAAUGUUUAAUGAUUACUUCCUCAUAAGCCAUGCCCACAAGAGAGAUGCUCUUUAUUCAUGGAGCUGCUCUCCUGAGGAUGAGAGGGAUCAUGCUUUCCUCCCUCUGCUUACUGAUGCACCUGCUUCAGGAGAACAUAGCUACAAUUUUAGUUUUGGAAAACCAAGACCUGCAAGAUUCAAUUAAGCCGCAGAAGGUAGAGUUUCAUUCAUUAAACUUCAACAACACUUUGCAUUGGCAGCCUGGGAGGGCCAGAGAUGCAAGAGACACCGUCUACUUUGUGCAGUAUAAAGUGUAUGGGCAGAGCACAUGGCAAAACAAAGCUGACUGCUGGGGGAUUCAAAACCGUGUCUGUGACCUAACAAAUGAGACCUCUGACAUCCAAGAGCCUUACUAUGGCAGAGUGAAAGCUGCACUGGCUGGCAUUUAUUCCAACUGGAGCCUCAGCUGCAGAUUCACUCCCUGGAGAGAAACUGUGAUAGGACCUCCGACGAUAGCUGUGGCUCAUAGCAGCAAAUCCAUAAUACUAAAGCUCCAGGCUCCACGUUCUCCUUAUAAAAGGAAGAGAGGCAGCAAGAUACCAAUGACAAAUUAUUAUGAUCUGUUGUAUCAAGUCUUUGUAAUUAACAACUUGAUAGACAAGCAACACAAGGUCCUGGUGUAUGAAGGAAAACACAAGAUUAUUAAAAUAGAAGAUUUGAGGCCUGGAGUCAGCUACUGCAUCAUGGCUAAAACAUACGUGCCAAUGCUGGACCGCAGCAGUGCCUACAGCAGCAAGCAGUGCACCAUGCUGCAGUGACAAGAUUAACACCUCUGCGACAGAUACAAGGGUAACAGCAGAAGGUGCCUCCCAUCACAGAUCCAGCUGUAAAUCAACAUCUUUAGUCCAUGCUUGGAAUACGUACUCGGUUCCUUUUUAAAUUAACCUUUGUUGCAUUAAAGGAUUUGAUCAUCACAAUCAUUUUAUGCUACAAAAAGGCACAGGUUUUUUGUAUGCCCUAUAUUACAAUUUACAUAGUAUACAUUUGUAUUUACAAAGGAAACAGUCUUGCAAUAUUUUAAAAAAUAUGGAAAAAGCAGUUGUGAAAGUAUUCUGAAGAUUGUUCCUAGGGAUUUUCUGUUCUAAGCCUUGGAAUCAAAAUACAAUUUAUAAAAUAUAA